CCUAUAUACACUCUCAAGCUGAAGAGCGACUUCUUUUGCAUUGAACUAUUUCAACAUUUCUGUUUUACUUUGUGUUGUUGUGCUGUAGUUUGACAGGACUAGAUAGAUAAAGUGUUGGUCAAGUCAGUUAAUCGGACUCUUUUCGCAAUGCCGGUGCAUAACACUAACGUUGCAGCAUCUGUUAGAAAGGGCUCAAUUGUUCAGAGGGUAACGUUACCUGGUGCGAAGUCAGUCAAAGCAGCUACAACUAAGAAAAAGGAUCAUGAAGAAGAGGGUGUGGAUACGGGUGAUGGAUGGGAGGAGUGGUCUGGCAAAGCUCUUAAUAAGCCUCCAGAUCAACUGGAGCUCACUGAGGCUGAGAUGAAAGAGGAAAUCACAAGGAUCCUGACUGCAAACAACCCACAUGCCCCCCAGAAUAUUGUCCGCUACAGCUUCAAGGAGCGUUCCUACAAGCCCACCAGUGCUGUGGAUCAGAUGGCUGUUCACUUUGUAUUGGAGGGCAGCCUCCUGCAUCAAGACUCUGAUGAGGCACGUAGACUGAGGGCCAAGGAGAGUCUACCUGACGAGACUGCCACCGUCGACACUGGAGCAGAACCUGAUGAGGAGAAACCAGAAACCCCGGCUACCCCUGUAGAGGAUGGAGGGGAAGUGGAGGAAGCUGGAGAAGAGGACAGACCAGACAGUGUUGCCUCCAAAACCGACAAGAAGGAGCCAAAAAUUACUAACCAGUUCAACUUCAGUGAGAGGGCCUCGCAGACCCUGAAUAACCCACUAAGGGAAAGAAGCUGCCAGACUGAACCUCCUCCACGCAGCAUCUUCUCUGCCACCGCUAGUCAGUGGAAGAUCUAUGAUGCGUACGUGGAGGAGCUGCAGAAACAAGAAAAAAAUAAAGAGAAGCAGAAAGCCGUACUGUCAAAGAAAGAUAAUGAGAAAAGCAAAAAGAAGAUGAUGGUGAUGGAGACUCAGAAUGAUGACAUCACCAAGGUGGGCAAAGCGUCCAAGAUCUUUGAACGAAUGGUCAAUCAGAAUACAUUUGAUGACAUAGCACAAGAUUUCAAAUACUACGAGGAUGCAUCUGAUGAGUUCAGGGACCAGGAGGGCACCCUUCUCCCCUUGUGGAAAUUCCAGUAUGACAAAGCCAAAAGAUUGUGUGUCACUGCCCUCUGUUGGAAUAAGAAAUAUCAGGACCUUUUUGCUGUAGGAAUGGGAUCGUACGACUUCAGUAAACAGGGACGUGGCAUGCUUGUUUUCUACUCAUUGAAGAACUCUGCCUUCCCAGAGUACAUCUACCCCACUAAUUCUGGCAUCCUGUGUCUCGACAUCCACGAGCAGCAUUCCUACCUGGUGGCGGUAGGCUUCUAUGACGGCUGCGUGGCUGUCUACAACUUGAAGGAGGAGGGACUUGAGCCUGCGUAUAAGAGCACAGCUAAGACUGGCAAGCACACUGACCCCGUGUGGCAGGUGCGCUGGCAGAGCGAUGACAUGGACAAUAACCACAAUUUCUAUUCAGUGUCAUCUGAUGGCCGAGUUGUGUCCUGGACACUCGUCAAGAACGAGCUGGUCUUUACAGAUAUUAUCAGACUGUCACUGAAUGGUGCAGUCUCUGAAGGGCCAGAAGGUGGACCACAGCCCAGGAUCGCUUGUGGUACAUCGUUUGACUUCCACAAACAGAUCGACUAUCUCUUCCUAGUUGGCACAGAGGAGGGGAAAAUACACAAGUGCUCGAAGACUUACUCAAGCCAGUUCCUGGAGACCUAUGAUGCCCACAGCAUGGCAGUGGAUGCUGUAAAGUGGAACCACUUCCACCCGAAGGUUUUCAUCUCUUGCAGUUCAGACUGGACCGUCAAGGUCUGGGACCAUACCAUCAACACUCCGAUGUUCACCUUUGACCUGAAUGCAGCUGUUGGUGAUGUUGCCUGGUCUCCAUACUCAUCCACUGUAUUUGCUGCUGUCACAACAGAUGGAACAGUUCAUGUUUUUGACCUCAACAUCAACAAAUAUGAGGCCAUCUGCCAGCAGCCAGUGGUGGCCAAAAAGAAGACCAAGCUGACUCACAUUGAGUUUAAUCCCAUCUAUCCUAUCAUCAUAGUGGGCAAUGACCGAGGCUAUGUCACCAGCCUCAAACUCUCCCCUAACCUCCGCAAGAAACCCAAGAUGAAAAAGGGUCAGGAGCAGCCUAAGGGUCCAGAAGUAGAAAUAGCCAAGAUGGAGAAGCUCCUCAGUCUGCUGAGGGAACCAGAGCAAAGCACAGUUUAACACGGCCACCGUGGCUUCUCUCUCCCCAACAGAACAACAUGGUACAGUCUUUAAUUCUCAUUCAUUCAUUAAAAAAAACACUUCUUCUGCUCAGCGCGUGCAACAGUAAACAGCAUCGUCAUAACAAGAAAUCAAUUUGUAUGUGUUUAUUAAAAAUGUUUUUUUUUUUUUCUGAUCUCUCUUAAGAUGUUUAAUAAAUCCUUCAUAUACAAUUAACAAUGCAUUCAUUUAUACUGCAGUACUUGAUACAUAUUAAACAGGCAACAUUAGAAUUCCACUGACUUUAUUGACCUUUUCCGCAGGGAUUUAUUAAACCCAUUCCGUAUGUAUUGUACAAGUUCAUUAAGCUAAAAUGUGAGGGGGGAGAGUUACUGCAAGUGAACGGGGAGAUAAAUUAGCGUAAUAGAUUGCGCAUUUAUGGACCAUAUCCAGACAACUUAUCUUGGCUGGCACACGCCGUCCUGGGCACCAGUCCAAGGAUGAGCUAGGAGCCUUUUAAAAUCCCAUCCACAGGGAGAACUUUGCUUUGAGUCACGGCAGUGUCCGUCUUUAUUUUGCCUUAUUUCUCCAUUCCUCUCUGUCCUAAUGAUCUUGUCCUUCAGUAAAGUGCCACCCAGUGCCUUGAUGCUCAACUGGAAUCAAAUGCUGCCACAGAACUCUGUGCUACACCGAGCUCCUCCGCCCUUCACGUAUUCCUGCGAACACAUGCAGCAUUCUUUCCCUUAAGUGUGAUUCAUUACUAUAUCUCGGCAAGUUUAGUUAGAGAUGGCCACUCAGUCACCUUAUUUUUACAGACAAUGCAUAACAAAUGUUUGUGGCCAGUAAUGAUAAUACAGCUUAAACCGUUACCUCAUUACCGUGGUAAUAGGACUCAUCCUGCAAAGUGGGUCAAAUAAGAGUUUGUUCUACUCUUUGUCUGAUUUGUUUAUGUUGCAUUUUUGUAGAUUGUUGUAGCCACAUGUAUCACUUUUGGGUUGGGUGGAAGAGAGGUGCAGUGGUUUGAAAGAGCAAAACAACUGUAGUAUUACCAGAGGGGAAGUCCACCCUUGUGUACUGUUACUCAUGCAUUAGCAAUAUGUGAUAUUCCGUGAGUUCCAGGAGCUACCUGAUGAGGUGUUGUAUAAUGUGCUUUUUUUCUGUAUCAACUGUCUCUUGUGUUGCUGAAAUCUGCUUCAGUCAAUUGUUUUUAAUAAAAUGACUUCCAACAACCUCCUCAUUGGGA
Messenger RNA from Micropterus dolomieu (smallmouth bass), 3478 nucleotides. RefSeq names its product dynein, axonemal, intermediate chain 1, paralog 2 (gene dnai1.2). Gene Ontology annotation, biological process: outer dynein arm assembly; cilium movement. The transcript is spliced from 20 exons. Lineage: Eukaryota; Metazoa; Chordata; Actinopteri; Centrarchiformes; Centrarchidae. Gene Ontology annotation, molecular function: dynein heavy chain binding; dynein light chain binding. The record is from RefSeq and is a predicted model, not a curated record. Bases 148 to 2256 code for a protein of 702 amino acids. Gene Ontology annotation, cellular component: outer dynein arm.